UCAAUGUUAUAAAAGGCUUUUUUCCAUACACUUUCAAAUCAAGAUGAGACAAGUGCUUGAUCGUGACGUCAUUGCAGACGACGUAAAUUCGAAGAAUAUAGAACGCGCGCAGCCUUUUUAAAUGCAGGUGGAACAACAGUUGCUACAAUUAGAGAUGACAGAAGAAGAACAUUCUUUUACAACCGACAAAUUGUAUGGUCACAAAACUGAAGUAUGUUCUUCACCAAAGCGCAAAAUGUCUGAGAAUAUAGGAGAAAGUGUUCAUGGUUUUGAAAUUAAAAAAGCUAAGAUAAGUGAUUCACAAAACAAACAAUAUUCCACAUGCUAUAAAAAGGAAACAGAAUGUAAUGUAGAAGAACAGCAGCAUGUCAAUCAGGACAGUAAUAAAGAUAACACUUUUACAGUUGACAUUGUUGAUAAUUCUGAUGAAAAUACUGAGAAUAUAGCCAGUGACUGUUAUGCCCUUGAACAUUCCUCUAAUGAAAACUGUGAAAAAGAGCCUGUGAUAAGAAGUUGUGGAAACAACUCUUGCCAAAAUUUUGAAGAAGAACUUGAUGAUAUAGAUAAAAAGGCAGCUGAAGAUAUUGUUAGAAAACUGUGCAAGAAUGGAAAAUUGAUGGAAUUUCAAGAAGGAGAUGAUUUUAUAAAAGUGAUUGUCUACGAGGACUCUCAGGAGGAGGAAAAUACAGAGUCAGCAGAUGAAGGUAACCAGCCAGUGUAUGUAGCUGAACCCGCUAUAUCUGUGUCAAGCCAAGCAUUAGAAGCUGACAAUAAAAACAGAUACAGAAAGCCAGCCGCACAAAGCACACCAGUCACCAGCAAAGAGAGAAAUUUAAGUCAAAAGAUGAUUUUGCCGAAUCCUACUUCAAGUUUUCAAUCAUCUGUUGCAUCUCUACCAGAUCCAUUACCUAAUGGUCGAUGCCCACAACUUUACACUACUCCACAUCCAAGAAAUGGCUACAUGUUUUAUUCAUCAGAAGCUUUGCAGUCCAGGCUUCCAUAUCAAUCCGAAUUUACCCCAACAUCAGCUCGAAUGACCACACCUGUCUGUAAACCAGUUCUCUUGAACAGCAGUGGUGAAGAAGUGAGUCCUAAUGACCCCCUGGCCAUGCCAUCACAGCAGGAGGUACAUGACCGGGUGAGAUCCCUCAUGACACUGCCACAGUUUGAUAUAGAGGACAGCGGCAAAAUAAGAGAGCAACAUAACCAAAAGGAAAGACGCAGAAGAGCAAGAAUAAAGGAAGCAUGCAAUUUACUGAGACAGUUGGUGCCUGGUAUGUCUGACAAAACCGACAAAGCCACUGUGUUUGAGUUUGCAGCUAGAUAUGUUCAUUUCCUGAAGGCCCACACUGGAGCACAGUAUGACAAGGAUUUCUUGAUGAAGUAUAGUCCAUAUUAGACAGAUGAGAGAGAACACGGACAUGACCAUCAUUAUACAAUUUAAAUGUAACAACGACAUUAUGUUACAACAAUUGCAAAUUUGCUUUAUGAUUUGUAAUAUAAUUUAUUUGCAUUAUCAGAAAAUAAUGUGUGCAUUGUGUUUGAACCUAACUGAUAGGUAUAGUGCUUUUUUACAUUAUUGUUUGAUUUUAUAAUCAACAAAGUUUGACAAGUAAAUUGGAGUCCCAGAGUUAGUAUGUCUGUUAAACAAUUAGUCUGUUAGAAUGUUUUGCUUGUGUGGUAUUAACUUAACUUCAUUGCACUUUUCAACACUAUUGUCAUCAAAUCUUGAAGAAUCUUGUGCAGACUGUAUAUAGUUUAAAUAUCUAGUAAGUUUGGAUCUUGGUCAACAGGUCAAAUCUGAGAAAAACCAUUGAUAACACUCUAGAGGCCACAUUCACCACUAAAUCUUGAAGGAAACUUGGUCAAAAUAUUCACCUAGACAAUUUCCAGGCAAAGUUCAAACUUUAAUCAUGUGAGUUCAAAAAACUAUGACACCAGAUCAAAUCCUUAGAAAAAGUUUGUGACCUCUAUGGAGGCAGAACGUUUGACUGAAUCUUGGUCAGAAUGUUUAAAUUGACUUUGUGACAAUGUUUACGCCAAGUUCAAUUCUGGGCCACGUGCAUCCAAAAACAAGUUGACCUGGUCUUGGAAAAACCUUGUAAAUCUUCAUGAAACUUGGUCAGGAUAAUUAUUUGACAAGAUACUAGGCUCAGUUUUUUAUGGUCUAAAAAGUCACCAGCUGAAAUCUAAAAAGUCGAAGAGGGCACAUUUAAUACUCAAUAUUGAUGAAACUUGGUCAGAAUCUUGAUCUUAACAACAGAUAGGUCAAGAUCAAAUCUGUGGUAAAACUAGGACACCAGCUUAAGUCUGAGUUCAGGUGAACGCUUUGGGGCCAUCACCUCUUGUUUAUUCUUACUUAUCUAAUAUUUGUAGGAUUUAGAUGAAACUUGUUAUGCUUUACAUUCGAAAUACUUCUUCAAAAUUGUACAUUCAUUUCAAGCUUUAAAAGGAAUAAGGCUUUGUGGCAUCAUUUUGCGUUGUUA
Molecule: messenger RNA, 2486 nt
Organism: Dreissena polymorpha
Lineage: Eukaryota; Metazoa; Mollusca; Bivalvia; Myida; Dreissenidae
Exons: 8
Coding region: 122-1399 (425 amino acids)
Biological process (GO): regulation of DNA-templated transcription; spermatogenesis
Cellular component (GO): nucleus
Molecular function (GO): RNA polymerase II cis-regulatory region sequence-specific DNA binding; DNA-binding transcription factor activity, RNA polymerase II-specific; protein dimerization activity
Source: RefSeq, a predicted model, not a curated record